AAGAUGUCAUUGAAAAUACAGACAAGUAACAUCACAAACAAGAAUGAUCCCAAGUCCAUCAACUCCAGGGUCUUCAUUGGGAACCUCAACACAGCAGUGGUCAAGAAGUCAGAUGUAGAAACCAUCUUCUCUAAAUAUGGCAGAGCGGUGGGCUGCUCUGUGCAUAAAGGCUAUGCAUUUGUACAAUAUUCAAAUGAAAGGCAUGCACGGGCUGCUGUCCUAGGGGAGAAUGGGAGAGUACUCGCCGGUCAGACUCUAGAUAUAAACAUGGCUGGAGAACCGAAGCCCAACAGACCAAAAGGACUAAAGAGAACAGCAUCUGCCUUGUACAGUGGCUAUGACUUUGACUAUGAUUACUACAGAGAUGACUUCUAUGACAGACUCUUUGAGUAUCGUGGAAGAGUCUCUCCCAUACCCAGGAUGGUUCCCGUGAAGCGGCCACGAGUCACCAUCCCUUUAGUACGACGUGUCAAAGCAACUAUCCCCGUCAAGCUCUUUGCCAGAUCUGCUGCUCUUGUGAAUAGCUCCGCCAAAUUAAAAUUGAAAUGCAGUGAACUGCAGACAAUUAAAACUGAGCUGACACAGAUCAAAUCCAACAUUGAUGCUCUCUUGGGCAGAUUGGAGCAGAUUGCUGAACAACAGAAAGCACCUACAGAAGUUAGAAAAAAGGCAGAUGGAAACAAAAGUGAAAUUUCUCAAGAAGACACAGCAUCAGAAGCAGAUGUGAAUACGGAAGAGCCGUUAAAUGGGGAAGAAGAAGAAGAGGAAGGCCUUGUGCAGGAUGAUUGUGACGAUGAAUUGGAGAAUAGCCAUUUCACAUAUGUGGAAGACUCCAGCCUACAGUAAUUAGGUUCUCUUCUUUGUACAAUAUUGUAAGAUGGUUUAUUCCUAGUUGCCAACUUCAAAAAUAGAUGGAGCAUUGUUUGCUUAGCAGGGUAAUCCAGUCUUUCAGACUCCAACUACUUGUCAGGAAAGGGUGAGAAUCACAUUUUCAUACAGGCCAAAUUCAGAGGAUUUUAUCCUACCCUUCUAAGGAUUUCUGCUGGAAGAUAUACAACCAGAUAUAAGGAUCUUCUCUUCUUCAGGACAUAUUAACAGAAGAUUGCAUCUCACAAAGCACAGUAAUUUACAACAAUUUCUUUGUUGAAAAUACAAGUUACAAAACAGGCAAGCAUUGUUUUUCUUUUUAUUUUCUUUAUCCUUUUGGCUCUUCUCUAUUAGCUUACCCUGCAAAGUUUGGUCACUUUCGUGUCCCUAGCUAUUUUCAAAAUGCUUCCUAGACUUUGUUUUGCUAUGAACAAACCGCAGGACUGAAGAAUAAAAGAAAUGGGGGAGGGGGAUUUGUACAUAAAAUACUGUAUAAUAAAAGGAAGAACUUGAUUCAUGAUUU
Messenger RNA from Protobothrops mucrosquamatus (brown spotted pit viper), 1390 nucleotides. It is a transcript of the gene RALY, whose product is annotated as RALY heterogeneous nuclear ribonucleoprotein. Gene Ontology annotation, molecular function: RNA binding. The record is from RefSeq and is a predicted model, not a curated record. Gene Ontology annotation, cellular component: nucleus. The transcript has 8 exons. The coding region runs from base 4 to 846 and encodes 280 amino acids. Lineage: Eukaryota; Metazoa; Chordata; Lepidosauria; Squamata; Viperidae.